Molecule: messenger RNA, 2589 nt
Organism: Diorhabda sublineata
Lineage: Eukaryota; Metazoa; Arthropoda; Insecta; Coleoptera; Chrysomelidae
Gene: TTLL12
Product: tubulin--tyrosine ligase-like protein 12
Exons: 1
Coding region: 333-2129 (598 amino acids)
Biological process (GO): protein modification process
Source: RefSeq, a predicted model, not a curated record
GUCGACGCGUCGAGAAAACAAGUUAUUCACUCUAUUAUCCCACUUAUUGUUUAAAUUUGUUAAUUUGUCUUUCGAAAACGUCAGUUUAAACUGUGACCCAUAAAAUACAGCAGCUUUGCUUAUUCUUAGUUUGAAUUAUAGUUUAAUUUCCAGUUGUUAAAUUGCACUUACAAUUUUAUAACUGUCCAUCGAUAAAUUCACGACAAGAUUUCGGUAGCUAACUAUUUACGUUACAUCUAUCGAGACCAUUAUUAUAAAACUAGAAGAUUUGUACACAUGGCUAACAUUUAAAUUAUUUUUGCUGAAAUUUGCAGAAAAAAAAAUAAUAAAAAAUGGUCCAUAUUUCCAAAAUGGAAGACUUUCUUAACAUUCACAAAGAUCAGUUAGUGUCCUCGGGGAUUCCAAAAUACUUGUGGAGAACUUUAUAUAUAAAAUUAAUGAAUGAAACUUUUGAUGCCAGCUCCGCUUUUGAUUUAUUACGAAUUGAAGAUGAUAGCGAUGGGGGAGAAGACGUUAUCCAAUCAAGAUUAAUUCUUCAAGCAACAAGAAAUAUAAAAACUACAGAAUCUGAACAUAUAUAUCUCAUUGAUCACGCAUGGACCUACAGAAUCCAAGAUGCAAGAAAUCAACUUUUAUCGCACACCGGUCUUAGAGAAAGACUUUGCGACGUAUUUGGUUUGGAUACCAGUCAAGAUAAACAUGAAAUCGUCGAUCAACUCUUCAAUCUUAUGUGGAAAAUAAAUAAUUAUUACUCCAUUCGUAAUACUGUUAAUGUGGAAGAUAGUUUGCCAGUUUGGUAUAUAAUGGAUGAAGUCGGGACUGCUGUAACACAUAGUGAUAAACCAAAUUGUAGAAUUGUACCUUUUGUGUAUAUAAAUGAAAAAAUUACGUAUUCAUUACUAUUUCCUAUAACAGAUAUCGAAGAAGAUGAUAUAAUAUGUAGAGAUUAUGCGGAAGGUGUACAAGAUUCAAGUAGAAAAGAAGCUAUUUUAUUACCAUGGGUACAUAAAUCGUUUGAAGAUUUUAGUAUAAUCCCUCCGGUACCUUCAAAAGAAUAUUUUCUUAGUGGUCAUAGUGAAGAAAGUUUACCAAAUCUAGAUAAUUUACAAAAUAAAAAAAAUGUAAGUGAUGUCUUGAAAGUGUAUUCUCAGUAUAGCUUAGUUACUUCACAUUUACAUAGCAAUAGAUUUCAAAUAGUAGAUAAUGAAGAUGAUGCUGAUAUUAUGUGGUUUACGGAGCAUUUUAAAGAUUUUAAUAAGUUAAGUGAAACCCCUCACAAAUUUAUUAAUCAAUUUCCAUUCGAAUACGUUUUAACAGUAAAAGAUCUGUUAUGUAUAACUUGUAGAAGAAAAACCGAUCAAAACUGGUUACCAAUAACUUACAAUUUAUUAACAGAACUUCCAAACUUUUUAAGCUACUACCAAAAAAGGGAAACGGACGGUAUGGAAAACUAUUGGAUAGUAAAACCUUACAAUCUUGCCAGAAGCUUAGAUAUGCAUAUAACAGAUAAUUUAGAUUAUAUUUUAAGAGUUUCUAUAACAGGUCCGAAAAUAGUUCAAAAAUAUAUAACAAAUCCAGUGUUAUUUUACAGACCUGAAUGUGAAGGCACUGUUAAAUUCGAUAUUAGGUACGUUAUAUUACUCAAAAGUGUAGAACCGCUUCAAUGUUUUGUUUACAAAAACUUCUUUCUAAGAUUUGCAAAUAAACCUUUCGAGUUGAACGAAUUUGAAGAUUAUGAAAAGCAUUUUACUGUUAUGAACUAUACUGAAAACGUUCAAUUGAAACACAUGAAAUGUAACGAUUUCAUAUUAAAUUGGAAAAUUCAAUAUCCAGAUAAUGAUUGGAACAAAGUGGAACAAUCCAUAUUUAAAAUGUUGAAGGAAGUAUUAGAAUGUGCUAUUAGUGAAAAACCUCCUUGUGGAAUAGCACACAGUCCUCAAUCGAGGUCUCUGUAUGCUGUUGAUCUUAUGUUGGAGUGGACGGAAGACAAAGAAAUUCAGCCGAAAAUUUUAGAAGUUAACUUCGUUCCUGAUUGUGCUAGGGCCUGCGACUACUACCCAGAUUUUUAUGAUGAUAUUUUUGGGGUUUUAUUUUUGGAUCGUAAAUGUGAUACUAUAUUACCUUUAUAAAUUAUAUUUUGUUUCAUAAAUAUUAACAUUUUUUUGAGAUACAUGUUGUGUUUUUCUUAAAUCAUCCUAUUUGUGUAAUUUUUUUAUUUAGAUAUUUGUUUUUGAGGUAGAUUCAUGAAAAAAAAAACUUUCUGACAUAUUUAAAAUAAAUUUCCUUUAAAUCUCUUUAGUUUUUUUCUCAUAUUGAUGAAGUUCUUUUGAGAGAAUGCUGUUCUAUUUGAAUUUUCAAAUCUCUUCAGGGCAUUUAUCAAUCUUGUUGAUUGAUUUCCUCUGCUUUCUACAGCUUUUUAUCACAUUGAAGUUUUAAAUUUCUUCAGGUCUUCUGAGAUCAUUUCAGGUUGCUACUCCAGUAUUUAAUUCAUCAAACUAUUUCUUCUUAGCCUUUAAUCGACACUAUUACAUGAAAACUAAAGAUUUUGAAAUGUUUUAUUGCAAAAUUAACAAUAAAAUUCAAAGUUUC